Aegilops tauschii subsp. strangulata is the source of this 3107-nucleotide messenger RNA. NCBI's taxonomy places the organism in Eukaryota, Viridiplantae, Streptophyta, Magnoliopsida, Poales, Poaceae. The record is from RefSeq and is a predicted model, not a curated record.
CAAACUCUCUGGCUAGCAUCUAGUAGCUUUUGCUUCAUUUAGAUUGUAUUGCAUCUUCGUAUCAAAUUUGUUUUCCUGAGGAUACUUUUCUGAUGUUUGGAGAGACUGGAUUUGUUUUGCAAAGGAGAAUCAUCAUUAUCCUUGAUUAGAGAACGGUUACUACUAUCCGGAGAGUUUAGAAGUGAUCUUUAGGGAGUAUGGGACGGAUUUCUUGGGAGCGGCUAAUGGUUGAUAAGGUGGGGAAAGAAAGGAAACUCAUAUAGUCUAAGAGUUCUUUUUUUUUGGAUAAAAGAAUUAAUCCCCCAGGGCUAGCUCCUUGUUUCAUUUUCUGAAACUGAAUGUUGCACACAACACCUAGUCGAUACCAGUGUCCUGCCCAAACAAGACCGGUCCACAAGCUACAGCAAUAAGCCAUGAGAUUAACAUUGCUAACCAUAGGCUAAUUAAGAGUUGCUAGUUGAUUGUUAGCCAAUACUACUUUUCUUUUCUCAAAAGAAAAAGAAAACACAUAUUUCUCUAUGCAGGUGAGGCACGAUGUGGAGCCUCCCAAAGGUGGGGGAGGAAAGGGGACUCACUCUUUCAUCAAAAUCUGCCUGACUACCCACCCAGUCUCUCUCGUGCCUACCCUUUCCAACCUACCUUAAGAGAAGAAUUUUCGUAAAGCAACCACAUUGUUUUUGUAACUACUAACCAAGUGCCCGUGUGUUGCCACGGAACCACAAUAAACUAAUACAUGUUCACUAAGUUGAAAAAUACCCAUAUAUCACUAAAAAUAUGUUAAUUAAGUUUGACCCAGAAUUUUAAUCCCCUCAUUUGUUGUACUACACAACAAUUCUUAAACAAAGAAAAACUCACCACUUAUUUUUUGAUCUUGUUUCUUUGCCUUGUCAAUAUCUACAAAUAUAAAUCAUUUAAGUUAAAUUUAGUAGACUACAUGAGGAAAUCACUUUAACCAAAAAUAAUAAUACAAUCAUCUUCGUUUACGAUUUAGUAUGCAUACACUGAAGCAGCACCAAAGUGGGUAAAAGCAACAAAUAUUCAUCACAAUAUAUCAGGAAAAUAUACUAUUUAUAAGUAGGAUUGUUUUGCAACAAGGCGUACUUUCAACAAGUAUUGUAAUUUUGGGAGCCAUCAUCAUUGCUCAUCAACACAAACAAUGAUUAUUUGCACAACAGAACUAACAUGGCAUCCCAUGUGUAGGUAUAUAAGUAGAAAGAACAAGCUAGCCCGUUUUUGAAGGUAUGCGCACUGAUAAAAAUACGUUUAGCAUCUCUUCCUGUACAACUAAGAAAAAUGUGCUAUGAGUAUCGAUUCCUGUAGUAUCUCUCAAUUUAAGAGCGUUUUUGACACUACACUGGUCUAAAAAAUUAUGGGAUGGAGGGAGUAGAUUAUAAAUUUAGAGUUCUUUUUUUUUAACUGAUUGAUAGCUGACAUGAAGAAGUUGUAUGAACCUGAACCACAUUGAAGGCCAGGCCAGCAGAAAACACCAGUCUAUUUUUUUUUUUGGAAGAAAACAUCAUGUCUACGGUAAAAAAAACUAUGUAGACCACUUAUCGGCGGAUUAGCACUCUUUUGAGUGCGUUUAUGAUAGUUUGGCACUCGGCCGAGCCAAAUCCGUCGAUCAAUGUUUUUUUGCAAAUAGAUUAUGGUGGACAUGGUGUUUUUUUGCAACAACAAAAAAAUGUAGACGGGUGUGUUUUCUGCUGAUCUAGCAUUCAAUGUGAUAAUUUACUCCUACAUAUUCAAACGUGGCCGGAACAAGAUUGAUGUACUCCAACUUAACAUUUGUUGAGUCCGGUGACGAUUUUUGCAGGAACUAAAAAAAAUUCUGUGACCAUAGCCGUAAAAAUGCUCACAAACAAAUGAGAGAUGGGGCGGGUAGACCGGCCCAGUAGCAAUAGCCCGUUAACUUGGUCGAGCGUGGCAGCCGCCGCGAGAGGCAAGGGGAGAAUUCCAGAAGGUUCUCGAGAGGUCGGGAGAGAAGAGAGGGAGAGGAGGAGAAGGAAGCCCUAGUCGCCGUCGCCGUCGCCCCCGCCCCCAUCCAGACCGCGGCCAGGAGCCCAUGGCGCUUCGCACGGUCGCGUCGAGGACGAGGAGCGCCGCUCUCCAUCUGGCGGCGCCGGCGCCGCGGUUCUCGCCGCCGGCGAAGGGCUUCUCUACUCCGGCCGCCCCACGCGCCGUCUUCAGCAAGACCGCCUCACUUGCCUACUCAAGCUGGAGUGCCGGAAGCAGCUUUGCCAACACUGCUGUUCAGCAGGCGCUUGUGUACCCAAGCCCAGCCACCAGUGCGGGAAGCAGCCUCGUUAGCACUGCUCGUGUUCAGCAGGCACGUUACUACUCAGCUGGUGCCCUGGUGAUCGACGAGGAGACUGUCCAGGCGCUAGUCACCGGGGUGGCCAAGUGUAAUUCAGUGGCAAGCAAGUGCCUUGCGGAGAUCCUGACGGUGCAAGAUCUGCAAAUCAUCACGCUUGUUGUCAUUUUGUCUGGGGUUGUGGGGGCCUGGUAUGUCGGACAGCAAGUAAUUGAUCGGGGGUCAGAGAUCCUGGGGCAGCUGCAAAAGCAUGCCCCGGAAAUCUUGGGCAGCGUCUGCGAUGAGAUGGUGUACCAGUUGAAGAUACCGUUCUUUGGCAGCGGAAGGCGCCUCGUCUGGCAAGAUCAUUGGUUCAACGACCCCGAGAAGUCGCUGACGAGGCACGAGUAGAGGAUGAGGCGUGAGGCUGCGAGGCAAGAGAUGGACCGGCUUCGACUCGAGGAGUUCAACCGCGCCCAGGAGGAGAAGAAGCGCGAGGCUGCGCAAAUGUACGAGCAGUCCUUGGCAAGGAAACAAAUCAACGACCAGCUGCUCAAGGACAAGCUUCGUGAGGAGAGGAUAAGGCAGUUGACGGGACAGUAGGAGGCAGAGACAGCAGCUGAGCGGUUGAUGGACCUGGUUUUUGACACUGUUGGCAGUUACUGCCAUCCAUAUUUUUGCUCUGGACUAUUCAAUUUUGCUUGCUCCUCCCUUUGUCUGUCGAAUUGACUUGAUUUGUCAGCUUUGAAAUGGUAUAUGUGGCACGUGCACAGCACAAUGCAGUUUUCCAAACUAAAUAUAAUAUCUAUUUCUUUCC